CUCACAUCACCGGAUGGAUCCAGUAAUGGGAACCCACCAGAGAGAUGUCCCCGUCCUCUGUAUUCCCGGGAUUCCACAAUGGAAGAUGAAGAGAUCCCUCACCAUGAUCAGGGUAAUGACCUGGUUGUUGUGAAAGUUAAAAUUAAAGAGGAAGAAGAAGAGAUGUUGGUGAGUGGAGAUCAGCAGUCUAUGGAGGAGGGGAAGACGAUUAUGAAAACUAAACAGGAGGAAUCUUCUCUAGGUAUUGGCACAGAUGGUCGCUAUGUAGGAAAUACAUCAAAGGGAGGUCCUAUUUCAUAUCGAAUUUUUAAAGCUGAAAAUAAUGACAUCAGGCAAAAUUCUCCAGAAUUGAAUACCAUAACCGAGAACCCUCCUCAGAGGCCUUAUGGCUUGGAGACAUCAAAGGAUCCCACUAAUCCUGAGGAGUCUUCUAAAAAAUCAGAUACUUUGACUUCAGAUACCCGCUCGACACUUCACACUGCAGAUAGACCAACGAAUCCACCCAAGGAAUCUUCUCAAAGCCAAGAAGGACUUCACACGGGGGAGAGCUCAUUGUCAUGCUUGGGUUGCGGGAAAUCCUUUAAGACUAAUUCUGAACUUCUUAUCCAUCUCAGAUCCCACACCAAGGUGACCAUUCUAUGUCCGGAAUGCGGGAAAUCUUUUACCGAUAAAAAAGUAUUCAAUGAUCACCAGAAAAUUCACACAGGUGAGACUCCUUUCUCAUGUUCAGAGUGCGGGAAAUAUUUCACUUGGAAAGGAAACCUUAUUACACACCAGAGGAUUCACAGGGGUGAGCGUCCGUAUUCAUGUUCAAAGUGCGGGAGAUCUUUCACUCAGAAAGGACAUCUAAUUAGACAUCAGAAAACACACUCCUGCUGAUGCUGCUGACAAUUGUACGAUGAUUUUUUUUUUACUGGAUAAUGUGUUCAGUCCAUACAACAACUGUAUAAUAAAAUCUUACUUUUUAAGGGGGUACCUCCCUGCACAAGUGAUAUUCAUUGACAUUCAUUGGCUUCUUCUGUUCUGGACUGUCCAGUUGGGAUCUCUGCCUUUUACAGUUCCUGGCUCUGUUCCUGCACACCAUGGGGUCUGUUUCUAGGCUUUUCUUGUCAGCCAUGUUGACUCUGCCUUCCAUAUUAAUUAUUCACUUCCAUGGUAUAUAUACAAUGUCAGUGAUGAGUGCCUCUACAGUCUGUCCGAUGUUAUCCUACAUCAUCUGGAGAGAGAAACCUAGUCUUACUAAUGUACUAAAAAAUUCUGUAUUAAUAAACCAGUUGGGCGUGCC
Molecule: messenger RNA, 1285 nt
Organism: Rana temporaria (common frog)
Lineage: Eukaryota; Metazoa; Chordata; Amphibia; Anura; Ranidae
Product: zinc finger protein 7-like
Exons: 4
Coding region: 79-879 (266 amino acids)
Biological process (GO): regulation of transcription by RNA polymerase II
Molecular function (GO): RNA polymerase II cis-regulatory region sequence-specific DNA binding; DNA-binding transcription factor activity, RNA polymerase II-specific
Source: RefSeq, a predicted model, not a curated record